AUGUGAUUUCUCUCUCAUGAUAAUUUAAAUAUAAACCUGAGUCUUCAACUGACUUUAUCUGAUAAUCUCUGGUGCCUUUACAGCUCACAAACAGAUGAAAACCCUCAGCAGCCCCAGCAACUCCAGCACCAUCUCUGGCUUCAUCCUCCUGGGAUUCCCCUGCCCCAGGGAAGGGCAGAUCCUCCUCUUUGUGCUGUUCUUUGUUGUCUACCUCCUCACCCUCAUGGGCAAUGCUUCCAUCAUCUGUGCUGUGCGCUGGGAUCAGAGACUCCACACCCCCAUGUACCUCCUGCUGGCCAACUUCUCCUUCCUGGAGAUCUGGUAUGUCUCCUCCACGGUCCCCAACAUGCUGGCCAACUUCCUCUCUGGCACCAAGGUUAUCUCCUUCUCUGGGUGCUUCCUGCAGUUCUAUUUCUUCUUCUCCUUGGGUUCUACAGAAUGCUUUUUCCUGGCAGUUAUGGCCUUUGAUCGCUACCUUGCCAUCUGCAGGCCUCUACACUAUCCUGCUCUUAUGACUGGGCGCCUCUGUAACAUCCUGGUGAUCAGUUGCUGGGUGCUUGGUUUCCUCUGGUUCCCCGUUCCCAUCAUCAUCAUCUCCCAGAUGUCCUUCUGUGGGUCCAGGAUUAUAGACCAUUUCCUAUGUGACCCUGGCCCUCUGUUAGCACUGACUUGCCAAAAAGAUCCCAUAGUAGAAUUGGUCUUCUCCAUCUUAAGCCCUCUGCCUCUUAUUGUUCCUUUUCUCUUUAUCAUGGGGUCUUAUGCUCUGGUCCUAAUAGCUGUAUUGAAGGUCCCUUCGGCCUCUGGAAAAAGAAAGGCUUUCUCGACCUGUGGGUCCCAUCUGGCUGUGGUUGCGUUAUUCUAUGGCUCAGUGUUGGUCAUGUAUGGGAGUCCAACGUCUGAGCAUGAAGCUGGAAUGCAGAAGCUCAUAACUCUGUUUUAUUCUGUCUUGACCCCACUUCUUAACCCUGUGAUCUAUAGUCUUAGGAACAAACAUAUGAAGACAGCCCUGAAGAAAAUUCUGGGGGAGAUAAAAAUUUGGUUGUCAAAAAAGAUUCUGGGCAAUUAA
Molecule: messenger RNA, 1066 nt
Organism: Microtus ochrogaster (prairie vole)
Lineage: Eukaryota; Metazoa; Chordata; Mammalia; Rodentia; Cricetidae
Product: olfactory receptor 11G2
Biological process (GO): G protein-coupled receptor signaling pathway
Cellular component (GO): membrane
Molecular function (GO): G protein-coupled receptor activity; olfactory receptor activity
Source: RefSeq, a predicted model, not a curated record